UACACAGGAAAGCCUUGCUGCUAAAAAAUAGUAAUGAUGAAGUACACAUUUGUUAUUGCAUGUUCUUAGUCAGCUAGGCACCGUUUCUAACAUUCGAGAGCAUUCGCUGCUAUUGAAGCUUGAAUCUAGCAAAGAAAUGAUUGAUGACUCUGAAGGUUUCGAGACGCGAUCAAGUGGAGAACUGUGGUCUGAGAUAUGCUCGAAUCUUCCACUGCCAGAGCAGCAUGGACCAAAUGAUGCACAGUUCACAGAUUCGUUCCAACCCCUCUCCCAAGAAAUCCCACAGACCAACUUCACCUCUUCCAGUAUGUCUCUCAGCUCGUGGGAACCAAUGGCAGACUCUGAGGUUUACAUCGCCAGUUUAGAAAACCGUUUGAAGAGAAUUAAAGGACAGACGAAUGAGGUCACUUCAAGGGAAAUGCUGCACUCCUUGUCCCAGGCAAAAAAGGAAUGUUGGGACAGGUUUCUUCACGACACCCAGACUUCAGAGCUAUUUCAAGAAGGACAUGUAGAUCAGAGUGCUUUAGAACAGCUAAAACGCUGGCUGUCGCCUGAACGGGUAGCCAUCAGCGCGGAGGAGCUGGAGUACCUUCUCCUGCCAUCACAGAGCAGGGAGAGAGCUGCCACUUGCCCUUCAUCUUGCACUGUCCACCGAGCAGAAGAGCCCGAGGAGAGCGAGAGCUCAAGCCCAGAGAAAUAAAUUACUCACCACCAACAGGCUGUUAUACCCAGCAGACAGUAAAUUGAGAUUCAAUGUGAGAACCCUCUGUUUAUAGUGUGCUACUAGAUAUGACUAUGAAUCUCUUGAGCAAAAACUAGUUUCUAAAUCUUCAUCUGUAUUUUGAAGAAAAAAAGUAAAUCAACAUUUCACUUAUUGAAAGACAUAAUUGUUAUAAUUACCCCUUGCUGUUACACUUGUUUGGCCCUGCAAAUUGGUUAUUGAGCUCUUAACUUAUUGAGCACUUUUUUUUCCUGUUUAAGUUGCCAUAACUCAUGAACUCUGAUUCAUGUUUGGAGGGAGAUUUCUUACUGACAUGUGAUACCUUUGUGUCAGAUUGGAAUGCCAUUUGCCCAUAUAGCUCAUCAGGCCAUAAUGUGAGUCAUGUUUGCAUUUUGACACUCCUGAUAAAGUGAUAUGUUUCACUUUUUCUUUUUUCUUUUUUUUUUUGUUGUUUUUUAGGGCACAAUGAAUUAAGGAACAUUUGAACAAGCAUUCAUGCUUGUGUGAUCUUUCCCAUGAGGUCUUCCUUCUUGUUCACAUUCAAAUAUUUUAGAACCAUCAUGUCUUAAUACACCAACAUGCAGACCUGUUAGUCCAAUUAUAGAGUUACACAUAAUGAGGUCCGAAUGGGUGUGCACGAUGUUGUAAACGCUCCGUGAUUUAUGCUGAUUCUAUUUGUAUUCAGUGUGUAGUUACAAAAGAAAAUAAAAUGCGGAUCUAAUUGUUGUCUGACA
Molecule: messenger RNA, 1455 nt
Organism: Electrophorus electricus (electric eel)
Lineage: Eukaryota; Metazoa; Chordata; Actinopteri; Gymnotiformes; Gymnotidae
Gene: ccdc32
Product: coiled-coil domain containing 32
Biological process (GO): cilium organization
Source: RefSeq, a predicted model, not a curated record